Morone saxatilis (striped sea-bass) is the source of this 2165-nucleotide messenger RNA. RefSeq lists its product as uncharacterized. The record is from RefSeq and is a predicted model, not a curated record. The transcript has a single exon. The coding region runs from base 27 to 1079 and encodes 350 amino acids. NCBI's taxonomy places the organism in Eukaryota, Metazoa, Chordata, Actinopteri, Moronidae.
CCCGUUUUAUUUUGCUCUCUGUAAACAUGGCGGAGGUCAGGCAACGACUUGGAAGGGGAGCGUACGACUUUACACAGAAAACAUGUGUCCGUUUCCUCCUGGAGACUCAGACUCCGCAGCACUACAGAGAAAUACGGGCUCCGUCUCUAUCGGCGGCCUUUCUGUGGGCUGACAUUCAAAAUGGAGAACCGUUAGGGGCUGGAACUGCCGCGGGCAGAGUGACCGUUGGAGACUCUCAGGGCAGUUACACAAGAGUAACGCCACUGUUUGAUAGUGCCGACAGUGCUUUAGAAAACGGUAACACCCCGGAACAUUAUUGUUAUUUUGGACUUCACAAAGGGUAUUCACUUCCUAACAAACCCCGGGUUCAAAAUACAGAAAGAAAUCCCUCCCGGUGCCAGAGUUAUGCUAAGUUUCGACGGACUUUCUGCACCUUCGGGUCCGCUCGUCGACUCCAGAGCCCCGGUAGUCGGCCACAGUGCUGCGGCCAUGUACAGUCUGUGUUCAUCAGGGCGUACAGCGACUACGGGGCCAAGUCUGAGCCCCUGUACAAAACCAAAACAGGCUACUAUGAGAUCCUGCAGGUGACACCCACCGCCACCCAAGGCCAAAUAAAAACAGCCUACUACAAGCAGUCCUUCGUCUACCACCCGGACAGAAACGCUGGCAGCGACGAGGCCACUCUCCGCUUCUCUGAGAUCAGCGAGGCCUACACGGUGCUGGGCAAUAAGGCUCUGAGGAAGAAGUACGACCUGGGUCUGCUCAGUCUGGCAGACCUGGUCGCAGCAGCCAGACCCUCCGCCAAGGACCCUACGGGGAGCACCGCGAAGCAGCAAACCGGGGGCCGGCGGUCUGCGGCGGACCCGAACAGCCCAGGAGGCAUCUUUGAUUUCGACAAUUUUUUCAAGGCGCACUACAACGAGCAGCUGCAGAGAGAGAGGGAGUUCAGGGCCCGCAGAGAGGAGAUGCUGAGGAAGAAGCAGGAGGAGAGCGAGGACGGUAACCUGAGCAAGGUGUCGCAGGUCGGAGUCUGGAUGAUGCUGGCGAUGGCAGUGGCUGUUCUGAUAAGCUUAAAGUAGGGAUGGAAGAAGUUUAGAAGAGGAAGGGUCCCUUCAAUCAUCACCUCUCACAAAAGAAGAAAACCAAACGAGUGCUGUUAAACCCCCUCUGUCUUCUGACCCUCUCUGUGCAGGGACAUAUCAGUGAAAUGAUCCUUUGUGUCACUAUAACAGUGCAGUCUUCUACAGGAUUAUACUGAAAAGCUGCUAAUAAGACUCAACAUUUAGUACUGUGUGGCUCUCAUUCAACACAGUAUUGAUGAGUUGUUGAGAUGAUUUCUGUACACUGGGUUGUACUUUGUCUUUGUCACAUACAGUUACUCCCAGCAGCUUUUUAUAUACUUCACAAAACAAGUCACACUUCUCAGAUGUUAAAGCUGCAGUAGGUCAUUUUUUAUUAAAAUGACUUUUUGUCAUAUUUGCUGAAACACUAUCCUGAUAGUAGUACAUGAGAAAAAACCCUGUCCCUCUGGCUCCUCCUGGUGCUCCUAAAGGCAUUUGUUUCAUUGUUUGAGAACCCCAGGUCGUCAAAUACAUCCGUGUUUUUGUCACAAAUGACGUAUUUCACGCGCUACUGUCAGGAUAUAGUGAAAGUUUCAGCAACGUUAGUUAGCCACUGCAGCUUGAAAUGUUGCAAAAUACAAAAUACAAUUGUUUAAUGGUGGCAAAAUGAUUUAAAUCGGUAAUUAUCUGAUUAAAGAAUACGUAAUAGGGUCAUAAAUCCGACCGGUCACUCACAACUUUUGUUCUUUGUCCAGCACCCAGCUUCACCCAGUAAUUAACCCCCGCUGUGCUAGUAGUAAAUGGAGCUGACAAAGGAAGAUUCAGUGGUUGAUUUACAACCUGUAAGUGCUACGGUUCGACUCCUUUUGGCUUUUAUAAAGUCAUCUGUCUUGCAGAUUUCUUUAUUUUUAAAGGUGGAGCAAGUUUUGAUUAUGUUUUAAUGUAUUGCUAUUUAUUCAAUAUUUAUAGCAACAUAAGGAACUAAGUUUAUGCUCAGAUAAGUUCAAAGAAAUGACGAUAGGAUGAUAUUUAUUGUCAAAAUCAAUGGUUGCAUUGUCCUUAUAUUUAAUAAAUUACUUCUCAGCAGUGCCUGUCACAGUGAAA